AUGCUAUAAGCGAAACAUGUGCUAUAUCGAAAUACAUUGAAAGUGUAAACGAACACGAUUAUGUGACGUUAGAUUGUGACAAAGUUAUGGGAAAUGUCAGCGCCAAGGAUUUACAUGGCAAAGGGAGCAGAAAAAAUGUCCAUUGGAAAUCUGCAGAGCAUCCAUCUCCGCCCGGGAAACCUUUAAUGAUAUCCGAUGUCGAAGGGAGUAACGUGACUAUGUGCUGGGUGCCCCCAAGAUCAGAUGGAGGUGCCCCAUUAACAGGAUAUAUUGUUGAACAACGUAUCACUGGUUCACCACAUUGGACCAGUGCCAUACCAGCCACUGUAUCUCAACCAGAAGUAACACCGCAAGGUUUAGAGCCCGGAAGGCGGUAUCAAUUUCGCGUGGCGGCGGCGAACGCCACUGGAUAUUCUGAAUUCAGUGAGCCCUCGGAGCCCCUGACCGUGACCGUGGGAGGGGCUGUUUGCGCGCCCGCAUUUUUGGCGGAACUGAGAGACGCCACUGUGUCGGAAGGCGAACGAGCCGAAUUCGAAGCCCGCGUUCUCGGAGUUCCUGCACCGACAGUGGCUUGGUUCAAAGACGGUUUCGAAAUAUUCAGCAGCCGACGUGCUAGAAUAACAACAGAGGAGAAUCGCAGUGUUCUGACAAUACACCAAACAUCAUUAAACGACGAAGGUGAAAUCAAAUGCACGGCCACAAAUCACGCCGGUCACGCCGUCACUCGCGCUCGCCUUCGCGUCGAAGCACCGCCGGGCGUGCGAUUGCCCCGGCGCUACGAAGAGGGACUUCUGUUCGAGGCCGGAGAAUUAAUGAAGCUAAAAGUGGCGGUCGCUGGACGGCCGGAACCUAGAAUCACCUGGACGCAUGAUGGAGAAACCAUAGUCAACGGUACAAGAAUCGAGGUACAAGAUAGAGUCCGGGGUGCCGGACUCCGCAUAAAAAACGCAUCGCGUGUCGAUCGCGGUGAGUACAGGGUACAUGCAAUUAAUCCUCUCGGGGAAGAUUCAGCAGCAUUUUUAGUAACGGUGACUGACAAACCACGACCUCCCGGCAAACCUGUUGUUACAAUGAGUCUCGGAAAAUCAGCGACUCUGACCUGGCGUGAGCCAGAAGACGACGGCGGUUGCAAAAUUGGCAAUUACAUUGUUGAAUAUUUCAGAACUGGUUGGGACGUUUGGCUAAAAGCUGCCGCAAGCAGGCAGCUUACAGCCACUUUAGGAGAUUUACUUGAAGGUUCGGAAUAUAGAUUCCGUGUUAAAGCUGAAAACCCAUACGGUCUUAGCGAACCAAGCCUGCCUUCAGAACCUUUAUUCAUCCCCGAUCCAUUCAGGGGUAUAACUAAGGUACAAGAAAUUAAAAUUCCUUCAGAUUUAGAUGCGCCACCGGUUGCCCCGAGAAGAAAACGUGCUACGACAUCCGCGUCGUCGUCGAAGAGUUCAUUAAGCGAAGAUAAAGGAGUUCAAACUCCUAUAAACAAGGAUAAUAGUAUUGUCAUGGCCUCAAAAAGUCCUGUCACAGAUGUAGGAAUACAAAAGUCAAUAGCUGUUAAUUUAUUCGACAGAUCUUCUGUAACGCGUGAGCUGUCGUAUGGAAGUCCUGAUACAGUUUAUAAGAAAAGGCUUUCGGCAAAUCUGAAUGAAGAAGAACAUGUUGAAGAGAUACAAAAAUCAGAACUCACAGAACUAAAAAAGCCUGAAAGUAAUGGAAAUAGUUUAUCGCCGAAUGUAAUUAGAGAACCUUCUUCACCGAGAGAAAAUGAUGAUGAACUGCAAGGAAGUUCUGAAUUCAUGCUUGUAUUAUAUCCUGAUAAACCCGAAUCAUUGCAAAAUAGAGGUAAUCAAUAUGAAUUCGAUGAUGAUGAUUACGGAGCUCCGCCAACACUUUCCCUAUCUAAUCCGGAAUUGGGCACCAGGCCUCCAGAAAUGCCGAUGUUACGCUACGCCGUCAGUUCUACUGAACUCUUAUAUGAGCGUGCGAUGGCUAGAUUUUAUCGUGCAGCUGAAAAAGAAAAAAAUCGAGAAUUAUUAAGGGCGGGCAGCGAACCCCAGACUUUAGGAGAAGUUCAAAGAAGAGGAUCUUUAAGAAGAAAACCAUCUGGUGCUGAGCAACAGAAACUUUUGCAGAUGCAAGAGAGAAGAUUAAGUUUAAAAUUAGGAGAUGAACUGGAAUUAAGAGCUAGUCCAACACCCAACUUAAUCACAGGAAUUGUUUUGAAUGGUGUAGUUGAAACUUCAGAAAAUCCAACCGAAAAUGAUAUUAAAGACCCCGAGGAAAACAAAAGAUUUAUCAGAGAUCAUUCUGUAGAGGAAGAUUAUACAGAAAGUACAGCUUCUUCGGAUAGUGAAUCCCAAGAUGAACGUUUUAAAUUGUUAUUCAAAAAAAUAAAAGAAUUAGACGAUGAUGAAGAAGACACUUAUCAUCCUAGAUCAAUGCUUCCUACAAAUAAUAAUUCACAAGCGGCAGAAGUAUUAAAUAAAUUGGCACCGCUUCCUGACCCAGACUUUGUACCGAAACCUAUUCUGAAACCACAGCCUAAUGAUAAAUUAAAGACACCGCCAGCAAAACCCGAACGAAAAAGCUUAAUAAGUAAGCCACUAAAUGAUGGAUUGCCACAAAUUAACGUAGUCCCUCCAGAGGAGAAAAAAGAAAUAGCAAAACCAUUGGACAAUGUGCAAAAGCGUAAACUGGAAUUGAGACAAAAGUCCGAGGAAGAAAAUAAGGUUGUUAUCGAUCAUUAUGCGGAUUUAGUGAGACAAGUUAGUACAAGCAAGAAACAAUUUGAUUCGAAUGACGGAUCAAAUUACACGGAAUCUUUGAAAAACAAUAAUGUGAUAUCAGAACAAAGCAAUGUUGUAUCGAUUGCAGAAAUAAAGGAACCGCUUAUUAAUCAUAAUACCAAUAAUAAAAAUCUGAUUAGAAGGCAAAGACCCCUAUCUAAGGAUCGUACAAGCACUGUAGAUGAUAAUAAAAGAAAUCGAGAAAUUUCUAAAGACAGAGUAAACGUUAGAGGUCGAGAACAUUCAAAAGAUAGAGAUAAUCUUAGAAAUAGAGGCAAUUCAAAAGACAGAGGAGUAUCGAAAGAUAGAACAGUCAGUACAAGAAUUUCCCGAUAUGAGGAUGUAAAACAUAUAGAACGAAAUAGAAGUGAAUCCAGAUCGCCUACAAGACAAAUAAAAAACAAAACUAUCACCACAAACAGUAGGGUAAGAAAUCCGUCAAAGACGAGAAAACGAAGUGAGUCAAGAUCUCCAACAAGACAAAAAGAAAUAAUAUAUCAAAAUACCCCUUUGCAUAAUGAGAGAUGGCAGGCAAAAGCUGACAAUGUUUCCCAAGCUGUUGCUGAAGCAAACGUGCGUUCUGUAUUUGCCUAUCUCACAGAUUUAGCAAUGUUUCUAUUGGCCUGUUGGUUAUACAUCUUCAAAGAUGCACGACUUGCUAUUCCAAUUUUAGCACUUAUGAUCUACAGACAACUCGGAGAGGAGCUGCAAAAAAGAAUGCCGCAAUGGAUCGUUAAAAAAUGGCAAAAGUGAAAUAAAUUAUAUAUGGAUUACGAUAGGUAAUACCUCAGACAAUACUUAGUCAUAAAGUCAUACUUUUCAGUUUUAUCAUAUCUA
Molecule: messenger RNA, 3617 nt
Organism: Ctenocephalides felis (cat flea)
Lineage: Eukaryota; Metazoa; Arthropoda; Insecta; Siphonaptera; Pulicidae
Gene: MnM
Exons: 6
Coding region: 87-3533 (1148 amino acids)
Molecular function (GO): protein binding
Source: RefSeq, a predicted model, not a curated record